AUGUCCUCUCGAAAAGCAGCCGACGAUGUCGAUAAGAUGUUGCAAGUUGACCUGGCAUCAAUGUUCGAUGAGCGCGAAAGACCAGGAAACCGCGACAAGAAGAUUAGACCCAGACGGAUUUUGAUUCGAGGGCGUGCAGGAGUUGGAAAGACUACCCUAUGCAAGAAGAUGGUGUAUGACUAUAUCAAUUCCGGCAUGUGGAACUCAUUAUUUGACCGAGUGUUAUGGAUUCCAUUGAGAAAUCUCAAGGGUCGACAAGGUACGGAGUACAACCUCAAAGGCUUGUUUUACGAUGAGUUCUUCUCUCAAAUCCGUGAUGGGGAGAAACUGGCCGGUCAGCUAUGGGAAGUUAUAGAUGGUAAAACGUUGUUCAUUCUGGAUGGUAUGGAUGAAGUGUCUCAACUACUGGGCGGCGAUGGAGAUAUGACAACAUUUCUCACCAAUCUCUUGAACCAGGACAGUGUUGUUAUCACGUCUAGACCAAGUGUUAGUCUUCCUCCAGCCACCACAGUUGACCUUGAGUUGGAAACCAUCGGUUUCUCUCAAAAGCAGGUCGAAGCGUAUCUGAGGGCGGAUCCCGAGUACAUGCCUAGGGCCGAUAAGAUCCAAUCUUUGCUCCAAAGGAAUUGGCUACUCAGGAGUCUCGUCCGGAUUCCGAUUCAGCUAGACGCACUUUGUUUCAUCUGGGAGGACGUUGACCCAGACAAAGCACCGGAGACCAUGACCGGUAUCUACAGUGAAAUUGCACAGAAGCUAUGGACCAAGGACCUUGUAAGAAUCGGAAAAGGCUCUCCAGGCUACGCUCCACCCUUAAAGGCUGAAAUUGAGAACGAAGUGGAGAAUGAGAUUGCGCUUCUCGAGUAUCUAGCAUUCAAUGGCUUAUGCAACGACAUGAUAGAUUUCUCGCGAGAUGAUCUUCAUAACGCCUUUUAUAAAAUGAGGAGAGAGAACCCAGAAUACAAACUUAUUUCAAGAGUCGGCGAUUUGCUUGCUGAUCUGUCAUUCAUGCGAUCGUCGGACCCAUCACAACCGCAAAAACAACAGACCUUUCAUUUUAUCCACCUCACAUAUCAAGAGUACUUUGCGGCGAGGUGGUUUAAGCGCCGCUGGGAAAAAUACCAACCACUUCUUGUUCAACUCCCUGGUGGCUCUACCCAAUUGACCUUCUGGGCGCCACACAUCAUCGACUACUCAUGCAUUGUUUGGCUGAGGUAG
Fusarium graminearum PH-1 is the source of this 1215-nucleotide messenger RNA. RefSeq lists its product as uncharacterized. Gene Ontology annotation, molecular function: ATP hydrolysis activity. Bases 1 to 1215 code for a protein of 404 amino acids. The record is from RefSeq and is a predicted model, not a curated record. NCBI's taxonomy places the organism in Eukaryota, Fungi, Ascomycota, Sordariomycetes, Hypocreales, Nectriaceae. The transcript has 2 exons.